Molecule: messenger RNA, 3878 nt
Organism: Mizuhopecten yessoensis (Yesso scallop)
Lineage: Eukaryota; Metazoa; Mollusca; Bivalvia; Pectinida; Pectinidae
Product: pumilio homolog 3-like
Exons: 18
Coding region: 119-2560 (813 amino acids)
Biological process (GO): regulation of translation
Cellular component (GO): nucleolus
Molecular function (GO): mRNA binding
Source: RefSeq, a predicted model, not a curated record
CAUCUUUGCAUGUGUCGUAAUCGUAUAUUCCCACGUACGGUACACUAACGCACGAGUUGAUUUCGAAAAGAAAACACAUGUGUACAAAACGAACCUUACGCUGAAGAACAUCACCAAUAUGCGACUAGGUAUUGAUGAAUCUUCUUUCGAAGAGGCCCAUGCUCCCAAAACAAAAAGAAGAAAAAUGACUAGUUACAAUCGUUCCACUCGUGGCAAUCCAGAAGGAAACAGCAUACUGCAGGAGGAUCCACCUAAGCUGUCAGCACCCCCAAACAGUGACAAUGACUCCCUCAACUCAUCAUUUGGCACAUUGGCUUCCCCGCCAAAGAAACGCAAGUUGUACAGGAACCAGCAUCAGUUGGCAAAGGCCACACAGAAAUACCACUCGAAGAAAGACACAAUGUACAGCGACACAGACCUUUCCACACUAGACCAGACCGAUACUCCAGAUUCACUCAGUAUGAUCAGUGCUAUCAAUCCAGUGUCAGAUAUGUCCAUGCAGACCACAUUCUCACGCAUGCAAAAACCUAUGGGACGACCUGAUGUGACGAUGGAAAGAGCUGUGCAACGCGCAAGAGGACAGCCUGAUGGGGCCGAGAAAUCUUUCCACAGAAUGGCUAGUAAAGGAGUACAGCGGUACCCGACCAUAGAGGAGGAGGUGAGGGAAUCAGCCGAGGGCGGAACAGACACCAGCACUCACUCAAAUCGCAGCGAGGGAGACUCCGGUAAACUGAUGCCACCUCCAGCUGCCUUACAUCCAAUGGAGCGGAAGAAAUCAAUACGGGUGAAGAUUUCCAGAGUUGCGAGCACUGCAGCAGGCAAGCUUAAAGGCCUAAAAGUAAAGAAAAACCUGAAUGACAGCCGGUCUGGUCUCAGUUCUGGGAAGAGGAGGCUGGAAGAAUCACAGGCAGUAGAAACAGAUGAAUCCAAGAAAACCAAAUUGAAGGAGCUGCCAUUUAAGGACAGAAGGAAAGUGAGGAAAAUGUUAAAAAACAAUUUCAGCAUGAUUCAGCGGUCUAAACAAAUCUGGGAUGAACUGAGAAGACAUGAUGUGAAGGAGAAGAGGAGGGCUGAGUUGUGUACAGAGCUUAUGAGUAUGGUCAAGGGCAACAUGAAAGAGCUUGCCUACGCCCACGACACAGCACGUGUGCUUCAGUGUUUAGUACAGUAUGGUACUCCAGACAAGAAAGAGGAAGUCUUCAGUGAACUAAAAGAUCAGAUGUGCAUGAUGGCCAAGUCAAAGUAUGCCAAAUUUAUUGUGAAGAAGUUUUUGGUAUAUGGGACAAAGACACAUAGAAACGCAGUAAUAAAAAGCUUCAAAGGCAGUGUGAGGAAACUAGUGCGCCACAAAGAAGCGUCCGAUGUCGUGGAGUUCGCCUACAACGAAUAUGCCAUCGCUUCACAAAGGUUAUCACUACUAGAGGAGUUUUAUGGACCCAGCUUUAUGCUCUUCAAGACUCCUGAUGUGAAGUCACUGGACCAGAUGUUACUUGUACAGCCAGACAAGCGUGACAUGAUACUUAGUAAUAUGAAGGAGGCCCUUCUCCCUCUCAUAGACAAGGAGGUGCUGAAACACACAAUGGUCCACAGAGUCUUCUUUGAGUUCUUCGUCUACGCAUCAGACAAGAUGAGGACAGACAUGGUGGAGUCCCUGAGAGACUGCGUAAUUCACAUGAUGCACACACGUGACGGGUCCAGAGUGGCGAUGUACUGCUUCUGGUACGGUACAGCCAAGGACCGCAAGGUGAUAAUAAAGAGCUUCAAGACACACGUGGUGAAGAUUUGUAAGGAGGAGCAUGGCCACAUGGUGAUGUUAGCCAUGAUUGAUGUGGUGGACGAUACCAAGAUAGUACAGAAGGCCAUUCUCGAGGAAAUGCUGAAGUCCCUGAAUGAAGUGGCCACAGACCAACAGGGUAGGAAGGUAUUACUGUACCUACUGAGCCCCAGGGACCCCCAUCACUUCCAUCCAGACAUUGUACGCGUGCUCCUUGAGGGCGACAAGAACCCACACAGUAAGAAAGAAAAGGCAGUACGACACAAAGAGUUGUUGGAGUUUGUGUCGCCCCAACUGCUCGCGUACAUUGUGGAAAACACACGCCAAAUGGUCCUAGACAACGCUUCCAUGCUCCUCCUCCUGGCUAUUCUCACCCAUGCUGUUGGUGAUCCAUCUGCAGCCAUGAAGGCAAUGGCCAAGAUUGCAGCUGAGCCAUUUGUGGCUGGAAGCUUGGACAACAUGCAUAUUGUGGAGCAUUCUGCAGGUCACAUGACGCUGAAAAGGCUGAUACAAAAUGACCGUGAUCGUAUCCAGGCAGGACACACAGUGCUAUUCUCCCAAGUGCUCCUAGAAACCCUGCCGGAAGGGUCUCUCAAGUCCUGGGCUGCAUGUAACAGGGGAUGCUUCAUGCUUAUAUUUCUGUUGGAGCUUGACCAUCCGGACAUUACGGACAGAGUGAUAACACAACUGACCGGCAUAAAAAAAGCACUGAAGAAAAUGACAUUUAAAGGGGCACAGAUUCUCCAACAGAAACUAGACGCUCUCAGUGGGGAAUACAAGCUCUGAAUGACUACAGAAAACAUGGCACUCGUUAGAGUGUACAAGUUGUGAAUAACUACAGAAGCACUGCACUCGCUGGAGAGUAAAAGUUGAGAAUGUGUUAAGACAACAGGAACAUGUUGUUAUCGUUCAGCUUCUGGAAACCCUCAGAUCAGAUUGACCACGUUAUGGAUUUAGUGUCUUUCCUUGCAAGUCUUGGCAAUAUCAUGGAUAAACACUUCACCGGCUGAAUUUAUUGAAUCUUUCUACAGCAGAUACAUACAAGACUGUAAAUUAUGUUGUGGAGGGUUAAGUUGUAUAUUUUCAGGCGGAACAUCGUUAAGACUUGGUAUAUCUGUUAGUUGUGCUGAACUCUAAGGUUUCAUAAUAAAGUAAUAAACGAAUGAGAAUAUUAAGCUAGCAUUAUUUUUGUGUAAAACUUGAAUAGCCAAGAGUGUCUUCCCAGCUUUAAUUAUGAGAGCUGAACACACGUGUAUAUCUGUACAAAGGUACUACUGAUCAUGUAAUAGAAUGAAACGAAAUGUUGAAAAUGUUGACAACGACUGCAUUGGGAUGUGCAAUUCCUUCUAUAGCUGUGUGUGUAUGUCUAGUGUCGGGGUUGGUAGUUCAUUUUACUGUGAAGGUAUCAAGUGUGGACACUGCUUGUUUUACAGCCUCUGAGACUUCUAAUAACUAAAUAGGGUACACAAAAGGGUUUUAGUAAGGGGUAGUUAUUCUGAUAGAGUGUGGCGGGGUCACCAACCUCCAAAGGACUUGUGAUUCGCAUCAUUCGUUAAUUAUUAGAGACAGUUCUGUUCUUCAAACAUGAAUAAUACAAAAACAUAAGUUGAAAAUCUGAUGAUCGAUUUGUUAAGGCCAUCCACAGUGUCUAUUUAUGUGCCAUCUUCAUCUAUUUUCACCAAAAUAUUUUUUACACUUGUACACAUCUUCAGAAAACACAGGAAACUGGCACUGGGUUUGAUAGUUUAAAUUUCAGCUUUUGAUAAAAUACAAUUUGUUUGUGAAAUGUUUGGAAAAAAUAAAUGCAUAUUCUUUAUCUUAAAUGAAAUUUCUUUUGGCAAAUUUCCCUUUGAAAAAGACUUGGCUGGUUCUAACACACUUUUUUCUAACCUAAACUUUUUUAAAGUUGGUGACAUUAUAUACAUGUAAAAUCACACUUCAAAAGUUUAGGGAUCGUGUUAGCACCAAGGAAAAUAUCUCAAGUAACACAGGAUGGGCUUACAAUGGGCUAUCUACAGUUCUAAUAACAAUAUUUAUACAUUUUAUGACAUGUCUUUGUUGCUUUAUGGUUUUAUGUUGAAAUAAAUGUUUUACUCUAAAAAAA